CCGCGCACACUCGCACCCGCCGCUCCCCGGGUCCCCGUCCGUCCCGCCGCCGUCGGAGCCGCCAUGCAGCCCCCGCGCACCGCGCUCCUCUCGCCGCCGCGGCUGUGGCUCCUCCUGCUGCUGGCGGCGCCUGGCUGGGCGCUGCCGUCCUGGGCCGGCCGCUCGGCGCCCGCCGCCACCGGCCCCGCCGCGGGCUGCCCCGAGCGGUGCGAGCCUGCGCGCUGCGCCCCGCCGCCCACCGACUGCGAGGGCGGCCGCGUCCGCGACGCGUGCGGCUGCUGCGAGGUGUGCGGCGCGCCCGAGGGCGCCGCGUGCGGCCUGCAGGAGGGGCCGUGCGGCGAGGGGCUGCAGUGCGUGGUGCCCUUCGGGGUGCCCGCCUCGGCCACCGUGCGGCGGCGCUCCCAGGCCGGCCUCUGCGUGUGCGCCAGCAGCGAGCCGGUGUGCGGCAGCGACGCCAAGACCUACGCCAACCUGUGCCAGCUGCGCGCCGCCAGCCGCCGCUCCGAGGCGCUGCGACAGCCGCCCAUCAUCGUCCUGCAGCGGGGCGCCUGCGGCCAAGGGCAGGAAGAUCCCAAUAGUCUGCGUCAUAAAUAUAACUUCAUUGCUGACGUGGUAGAGAAGAUUGCUCCCGCUGUGGUUCACAUCGAGUUGUUCCGCAAGCUUCCUUUCUCCAAGAGGGAGGUGCCGGUGGCCAGUGGGUCUGGCUUCAUCGUGUCAGAAGAUGGGCUGAUCGUGACCAACGCCCACGUGGUAACCAACAAGCACCGGGUCAAGGUUGAGCUGAAGAAUGGAGCCACCUACGAGGCCAAGAUCAAAGAUGUGGAUGAGAAGGCUGACAUUGCAUUGAUCAAAAUCGACCACCAGGGAAAGCUGCCCGUCCUGCUGCUGGGCCGCUCCUCAGAGCUGCGGCCGGGAGAGUUUGUAGUUGCCAUCGGAAGCCCCUUUUCCCUCCAAAACACAGUCACCACGGGGAUCGUGAGCACCACGCAGCGAGGCGGCAAAGAGCUUGGGCUCCGGAAUUCAGACAUGGACUACAUCCAGACAGAUGCCAUCAUCAACUAUGGAAACUCCGGAGGCCCAUUAGUGAACCUGGAUGGUGAGGUGAUUGGAAUCAACACUCUGAAGGUGACUGCGGGCAUCUCCUUUGCCAUCCCGUCUGACAAGAUCAAGAAGUUCCUGACUGAGUCUCAUGACCGGCAGGCCAAAGGAAAAGCCAUCACCAAGAAGAAGUACAUUGGUAUCCGAAUGAUGUCACUCACAUCCAGCAAGGCCAAAGAGCUGAAGGACCGCCACCGAGACUUCCCAGAUGUGCUCUCUGGGGCGUAUAUCAUCGAAGUCAUUCCCGACACCCCGGCAGAAGCUGGCGGUCUCAAGGAAAAUGAUGUCAUCAUCAGCAUCAAUGGACAGUCGGUGGUCUCUGCCAAUGACGUCAGUGACGUCAUUAAAAAGGAAAAUACCCUCAACAUGGUUGUCCGCAGGGGCAAUGAAGACAUUAUGAUUACGGUGAUUCCAGAAGAAAUCGACCCCUAGGUGGAGGCAGGAGCUGGACUUCAUGUUCCCUCGAACACUGUCUAGUGGAUGAUGCGUGGGGACUCUGGGCUGGUGGCAGAGGACACCUGGGACUCUUCGCCACCGUCUCCUCGGUUCGGUGGAAAUGCCCUGGCCUACAGAAUCCUUCUUGAUAGUUUGCAGGCAAAACAAAUGUAACGUUGCAGGUGUGCAGGCAGAAGCUCCGCCUCUGUAUCCUAUGUAUGCUGCGUGCUUGCCCUCGCCAGCUUGGGCCGCUCCUGCGUAGACAGUCAACAUUUGUCCCUUCCUUUAACUGAGCUGUCGUCUUAAUCUGACUAAUGCAGUUGACGUGGUGCGUAGAUGAGAGGAAGGCCCCUGGGAACCAGAAGGGUUCUGGCCCUGGUGACAUUUCCUCCGAGUCAGCACCGACGAGGUGGACGCGUGGAGACCACGGGUGGUGAGCCCUGGCUUCUGAGCUGGCCAGAGUCGCCUCUUUUAGGAAUCUCUUCAGAACAGGGGAGCAAGAUGACGUUGAAUUUGAGCUAUUAAAGUACUUCUUCAUA
Dipodomys spectabilis (banner-tailed kangaroo rat) is the source of this 2072-nucleotide messenger RNA. RefSeq names its product HtrA serine peptidase 1 (gene Htra1). Bases 64 to 1530 code for a protein of 488 amino acids. The record is from RefSeq and is a predicted model, not a curated record. Gene Ontology annotation, biological process: positive regulation of apoptotic process; proteolysis; programmed cell death. Lineage: Eukaryota; Metazoa; Chordata; Mammalia; Rodentia; Heteromyidae. Gene Ontology annotation, cellular component: extracellular region. Gene Ontology annotation, molecular function: protein binding; serine-type endopeptidase activity. The transcript is spliced from 9 exons.